AUGGAUGUAGUUUCCACGUCAACUUCCCCUUUCGCUUGUAAAAUCUGUAAUCAGAAGGCACAUGGAAAUCAUUUCGGAGUGAUCAGUUGUCGGGCGUGUGCAGCGUUCUUCCGAAGGACCGCAUCUUCAAAAUGGAGCAAAAUGGGAUGUCGUGGAGGAUCUUGUGAUCAGGACACAUACUCCUGCAAGCCAUGUCGGUUACAAAAAUGUCGAGAUGCUGGAAUGGAUACCACCAAAUUUCAAUAUAAUCGUGACAACAUUCCCACGGUAGGCCAGUUCCAACUCCCACCACCUUCCAUCGAAACUUAUGUUGGACGUCCUGAAUUUCUUCUAUUCUGUGAUACCGAUGCACCGAAUACCAAAGUUCUGAUAGAUGUUCGAUAUCUUCUAGAGGAAGCUGGGCGUAUUUUAAAUAGUGGAAAUGAGUCCCCGAUCUGGGCUGAUACUCAGUUGAAGAAACUCGCGCAUGCUUACAAAUUUAUACGAGUGGAUUUUGAAAACAUGAAAAUGAUUCAACAUGCGGAUCAGAAAAACAUCAUGGAGAUGUGGGAGUAUUAUUUCAUCACGGUGACCAAGUGGUUGAUGUAUUUUGAUGAAUUUCAGAAAUUGAAUCGACAUCUUCAGAUGACUCUCCUCCAAUCCAUCUGGCAUGUUUUCCAAAAGCUGCACAAAUAUGUCAGCACGAUGGCCUACAGGAAAGCAAACCCAUACGCCAAACCAUCUCAUGUAAUAAUCAAAGAUUUGUUCAUGGAUAUUAAUAAUGUGUCAAUGGACUCCUCGUGGAUGAGUGAUUACCCACAUGAGCACGUGAUGAGAUAUCUUAUGGUGCAGGCGUGUCACGAUUUCGACAUAAUUGGAACUCUUCUUGAGAUAGAUCCAACAGAAGUUGAGCUCACCUACCUAUUUGCUCAACUCUGCUUCGAAUACGCUGGGAAGAGAUAUCAAGGAGACAUUCUGAAAGUAACGGAGUCGUUCCAAGAGAUUCUGGCCAAUGACUUGCAUCAUUACUAUGUUGAGGAUCUGAACCGCCCGAGAUAUUUCUUGAGAUUAGCAAAACUGUUGAAGGUCAACAGUGCUAUUCAGAAAGCAAUUUGGGAAAGCCGGCCAAAAAUGGAGCUGGGAAGAGUGUUCAACGUAUUGAAAAUUGAUUAUUCUCACCCAGAAAUGUUCGAGGAUUCUGGAUUUUAUUGA
Messenger RNA from Caenorhabditis remanei, 1191 nucleotides. RefSeq lists its product as uncharacterized. Gene Ontology annotation, molecular function: sequence-specific DNA binding; zinc ion binding; DNA-binding transcription factor activity. Bases 1 to 1191 code for a protein of 396 amino acids. The record is from RefSeq and is a predicted model, not a curated record. Gene Ontology annotation, biological process: regulation of DNA-templated transcription. NCBI's taxonomy places the organism in Eukaryota, Metazoa, Nematoda, Chromadorea, Rhabditida, Rhabditidae. The transcript has 7 exons.